This is a messenger RNA of Diaporthe batatas, 1791 nucleotides long. RefSeq lists its product as uncharacterized. The record is from RefSeq and is a predicted model, not a curated record. The transcript has a single exon. Lineage: Eukaryota; Fungi; Ascomycota; Sordariomycetes; Diaporthales; Diaporthaceae. Gene Ontology annotation, molecular function: metal ion binding; ATP binding. Bases 1 to 1671 code for a protein of 556 amino acids.
AUGGCUGUCCCUAGGGUGAAUGGCAAGUCUGAGACAAUCACGACAUCCCCUAGCUUUGCCCUCCUUCAACUCCCAGUGAAGGAUCACAUCAAGACCUUCUUCCUCGUAACACUUAGUCUUUUCUUCUUACCAUUGAGCUAUGCCGUCGCGUUCGCCCUCACCGCGGUUCCGCCGUCAGUCCUCGCCUAUUUCCAGCCCUUCUCCCGUUCGACGUCGACAGGUGUCCUCUUCCACCGGGCCCAAUGCCGCGCGAAACCCACCUUCAGGCAGCGGACAGUCCUCGUCACGGGGGUGGGCAUGACAAAGGGCCUCACGCUGGCUCGGGCGUUCUGGCUUUGCGGACAUAGGGUCGUGGCGGCCGACUUUGAGGUUGAGGCAUGCGCUGCGUGGACGCCCUGGAAGAAGACGCGGUGGACAUACAGCCAGGCCUUUGACGCGGUGUACUCGCUGAGAAGACCCCUGGUGAAGGAUGGGAUGGGCGAAGAGGAUAAGGAGGAGGCGAGGUCGGCGUACAUACAGGACAUCUGCAAGAUUUUCAAAUAUGAGGGGGUCGAUCUGUGGGUUUCGUGCUCCGGCGUCGCGAGCGCAGUGGAGGACGCAAUGGCCAAGGAAGCGCUGGAUAGCAUGUCCUCGAGGGGGCAACGCCGCUGUGCAUGCAUCCAGUUUGACGUCCCUACGACCUCAACACUGCACGAGAAGUCAUCCUUCAUCCAGCAUACCAAGGCCCUCAAGCUCACGGUGCCCGAAACCUUUGACGUCGCGUCUCACGCCCAGGCCCUGGAUGCCCUCGCCGCUGCGACGAAGAGGAACCCAGCCAGGAGAUUCAUCCUCAAGCCCGUGGGCAUGGACGACGCCAACCGCGCCAACAUGACCCUCCUGCCGCUCCCCACCCCGCCCGAGACCGAGGCCUUUGUCCGCCGCCUCCCCGUCUCGAGGUCGCGGCCGUGGAUCCUGCAGCAGUUCAUCCGCGGGGGCAGGGAGUACUGCACCCACGCCCUCGUCGUCUCGGGGACGGUCAGGGUAUUCGCCGCGUGCCCGAGCAGCGAGCUGCUGAUGCACUACGAGGCGCUGCCGCCGGGGGACCCGCUGGCCACGGAGAUGCUGGGCUUCACCACCAGGUUCGCCGCGGCCGCGGGGGCGGGGUUCACGGGGCACCUCAGCUUUGACUUCAUGGCCGAGGAGGAGGACGGGGACGGGUGCACGAGGCUGUACGCGAUCGAGUGCAACCCGCGAGCUCAUACCGCAGUGGCGUUGUUUGCGCAGCCGGGUGAGCGGAUGGAGAGGAUGGUGGAGGCGUACACGUCUGUUGUGGAUGGGCCUCCUGAGCCGUUCAGGGAGAAGAACAGUUCAGAUAUACCUCCCAGGGUGGUCUGGCCGCCAGCGGACACGACUCCUCGAUACUGGAUCGGGCAUGACCUGGCUACCAGGGGCCUGCUGCCCCUGCUCAAGCUUGUGAGGGAGCCUCGCUCAGCCAGGGUGCUUGUCGACGGGGUCGAGGAGCUCAUCCAGCACUUGUUGUACUGGAAGGAUGGGACCUUUGAGCUCUGGGACCCGUGGCCAUUUGUGGCGCUGUAUCACCACUACUGGCCGCGCGCAAUUCUGUCGUCGUGGUGGCAGGGAGAGCGGUGGAGUCGGGUCAAUGUGAGCACGACCAAGAUGUUCAUGGCAUGAACUGCCCGUCAUGGUGUCGCCUUCCAGUGUGACCAGGACCUCCAGUCAGCCGAGCAGCCACUGGAAACUGAAUACUGAGUGUGUGUAUAUAUAUAUAUAUAUUCCACAUCUGACCCGCCG